AUGAAAAAACCUUUAUUUGGUGAGUGUGGGAAGGCCUAUAGUUGGAACUCAGACCUUAAUAGAUCUCAGAAAAUUCAUCCUGGAGAGUUUAAUAAGUGUAAUGAUGGUGGGAAGAUCUUCAUACAGCAAUCUCUAGGUGUACCUAAGAGAAUUCACACUGGUGAGAACCCUUUUCAAUGUAAUCACUGUGGAAAGGAUUUCAUAAGGAGAGACUAUCUUGCUUUACAUCAGAAAAUCUACAUUGGAGAAAAGCCUUAUAAAUGUAAUCUAUGUGGAAAGGCUUUUAGAUACAAUUAUAAGCUUGGAGAACAUCAGAGAGUCCACACAGGAGAAAAACCUUAUAAAUGUAAUCAAUGUGGAAAGGCUUUCAGAUAUAAUUAUAAGCUUGGAGAACAUCAGAGACUCCACACAGGAGAAAACCCUUAUAAAUGUAAUCAAUGUGGAAAGACUUUCAGAUAUAAUUAUAAGCUUGGAGAACAUCAGAGAGUCCACACAGGAGAGAAACCUUAUAAAUGUAAUCAAUGUGGAAAGGCUUUCACCCAGAAUGCAAGUCUUGUUUUACAUCAGAGAAUCCACACAGGAGAGAAACCUUAUAAAUGUAAUCAAUGUGGAAAGGCUUUCACCCAGAAUGCAAGUCUUGUUGUACAUCAGAGAAUCCACACUGGAGAGAAACCUUAUGAGUGUAAUCAGUGUGGAAAGGCUUUUAUAACUAGAUCUGCUCUUGCUGUACAUCAGAGAAUCCAUGCAGGAGAAAAGCCAUAUAAAUGUAAUCAGUGUGGAAAGGCUUUCACAAAGAAUGCCAGUCUUGCUGAACAUCAGAGAAUUCAUACUGGAGAGAAACCUUAUAAAUGUAAUCAAUGUGGAAAGGAUUUCAUAAGGAGAGACAGUCUUGCUGCACAUCAGAAAAUCCACACAGGAGAAAAACCUUAUAAAUGUAAUCAAUGUGGAAAGGCUUUCACCCAGAAUGCAAGUCUUGCUUUACAUCAGAGAGUUCACACAGGAGAGAAACCUUAUAAAUGUAGUCAAUGUGGAAAGGCUUUCACCCAGAAUGCAAGUCUUGUUGUACAUCAGAGAAUCCAUGCAGGAGAAAAGCCAUAUAAAUGUAAUCAGUGUGGAAAGGCUUUCACACAGAGUGUCAGUCUUGCUGAACAUCAGAGAAUCCAUACUGGAGAGAAACCUUAUAAAUGUAAUCAAUGUGGAAAGUCUUUCAUAAGGAGAAAGAGUCUUCCUAAGCAUCAGAGAAUCCACACAGGAGAAACACCUUAUAAAUGUAAUCAAUGUGGAAAGGCUUUCACCCAGAAUGCAGGUCUUACUUUACAUCAGAGAAUCCACACUGGAGAGAAACCUUAUAAAUGUAAUCAAUGUGGAAAGGCUUUCACCCAGAAUGCAAGUCUUGUUGUACAUCAGAGAAUCCACACUGGAGAGAAACCUUAUGAGUGUAAUCAGUGUGGAAAGGCUUUUAUAACUAGAUCUGUUCUUGUUGUACAUCAGAGAAUCCAUGCAGGAGAAAAGCCAUAUAAAUGUGAUCAGUGUGGAAAGGCUUUCACACAGAGUGUCAGUCUUGCUGAACAUCAGAGAAUCCAUACUGGAGAGAAACCUUAUAAAUGUAAUCAAUGUGGAAAGGCUUUCAUAAGGAGAAACAGUCUUGCUAAACAUCAGAAAAUCCACACAGGAGAAAAACCUUAUAAAUGUAAUCAAUGUGGAAAGGCUUUCAUAAGGAGCGACAGUCUUGCUGAACAUCAGAAAAUCCAUGCAGGAGAAAAGCCAUAUAAAUGUGAUCAGUGUGGAAAGGCUUUCACACAGAGGAAAAACAGUCUUUCUAAACAUCAGAGAAUCCACACAGGAGAAAAACCUUAUAAAUGUAAUCAAUGUGGAAAGUCUUUCAUAAGGAGUGACAGUCUUUCUAAACAUCAGAGAAUCCACACAGGAGAGAAACCUUAUAAAUGUAAUCAAUGUGGAAAGGCUUUCACCCAGAAUACCGGUCUUGUUUUACAUCAGAGUGUCCACACUGGAGAG
This is a messenger RNA of Sarcophilus harrisii (Tasmanian devil), 2016 nucleotides long. RefSeq names its product zinc finger protein 260-like. The record is from RefSeq and is a predicted model, not a curated record. Lineage: Eukaryota; Metazoa; Chordata; Mammalia; Dasyuromorphia; Dasyuridae. Gene Ontology annotation, molecular function: RNA polymerase II cis-regulatory region sequence-specific DNA binding; DNA-binding transcription factor activity, RNA polymerase II-specific. The annotation marks the transcript as partial. Gene Ontology annotation, biological process: regulation of transcription by RNA polymerase II. The transcript is spliced from 2 exons.